This is a messenger RNA of Acipenser ruthenus (sterlet), 1167 nucleotides long. RefSeq names its product transmembrane protein 238-like. Bases 222 to 707 code for a protein of 161 amino acids. NCBI's taxonomy places the organism in Eukaryota, Metazoa, Chordata, Actinopteri, Acipenseriformes, Acipenseridae. The transcript is spliced from 2 exons. The record is from RefSeq and is a predicted model, not a curated record.
CGCACCUCCGGUGUCCCAGUUCUGUUGCAGGUGAGUUCAGGAGGAGUAGCGGCGCUGCCACAGAGGCGUGUGUGCAGUGAACUGUGAACCCUACACCUGUCUCAGCUUACCUGUACGAACAGAAAAGAAAAUAAUCCUUGAAGACGCUUUUUAAAACAGGCAGCGGGGGAAGAAACAUACCCAUCUAGAUCAGGUGUUCUUUUAACGUAUACCUGGGCGAUAUGAAAAUGCACUUUAUGAGACUCGGACGCUGUUCCUGUGCCUUUUGGCUAGCGGUCGCUUUUGAUAUCUUGGGACUUGGAAUAUUGCUGCUGGGGGUGUCUGGCAAUUUAUUUUUUUACGAUUUUCUUAUUUACGCCGGAGCCAUUAUCAUAUUCCUCAGUCUGAUCUGGUGGGUGGUGUGGUACACUGGCAACAUAGAGGUGCCACCGGAACAGUUGGAAGACGAUGUCGGUCUUUUGAAGAAGGACAGUGGGGUUGUGGGGCUCGUGAGGAGGCUCUCGAGCCGCCUAACCAACGGUUUCAGAUCGUCUUUCAGAAGCAAUAAAAGGGCCAACGGACAAAGCGGUAAUCCCCAAACCCAGCGAUCGCCACAAGCGGGUCCAUCGCAUCAGCCAGUGGCACAGCCUGGUGUGUAUACGGUCUCUGCUGCCUUUGCUAGUGAGGUACAACCGAACCACCCAGCCAUGCAAAUAUCAGCCAUAUAGAAAGGGAAAUCCACGUUAACUGGGCAACAAUCGUAUCGAUAAGCCAUGUACCCUGCCAAACAAACUUUUUACUGAAUGGACUUGAGGGCCUGAAAAUGGACGUCAGUAUUUCUAGUUUUCCCUGUGAAAUGCAUAGUUUAAUUUAAACGUUCACAAGUGCCUCUCAUCAACAUUUCUGGAGUUUGACCUGUCUGUAGAAACACAGAUUUGAUUUCAAUCCUGAUUAUCUGGUGGAUGAAUUUAUUUAUGUACCGUGACCAAUUUUAUACAUUCAAAUUUGUUACAAAAAACGUUUUCAUGUGUCUUGUAUUCAGCCAAAAAUAAAUAAAUAAAAUAUUUCUAAAUAAUUCAUGAGGUAACAUUUUUCAUUCUAGAUGUUUCUGUCUAUCCAUGUUUCUGAAAAUAUCUGUAUAAUGUUGUCACUGAUUUGCAAUACCCAUACAUAAAGAUACAGCUUCUA